This is a messenger RNA of Phyllotreta striolata, 5418 nucleotides long. NCBI's taxonomy places the organism in Eukaryota, Metazoa, Arthropoda, Insecta, Coleoptera, Chrysomelidae. The record is from the annotation of a GenBank genome assembly.
AUGAAUCUGAGAUCCAAAAAGGUUCUAGUAUAUGGUGCCGGAAUCGAACCUACAGGCCUGAUAGCAGGAGCACCUGCCGUCUUCACCGUCGAAACGUUCACCAAGAAUUCGAGCGACGUCGAAGUCGUCGUGAAAAACCCUAAAGGAGAGAAAGAACACGUAGACGUAAAAUACAAUGACGAUCGUAACUCAACGUACACUGUCUCUUACACCCCCAAGUACGAAGGUUCGCACACAAUACACGUCAAAGUCGCCGGCAAGCCGACGAUAAAUAGCCCUUAUAAAGUGAACGUUGAAGGCCAUGUGGGGAGCGCCUCGAAAGUUACGGCCUAUGGACCGGGAUUGAAAUUUACAGGAGUCGAGGCGAAUGCACCUACUUUUUUUGAAAUUUGCACGAAAAACGCCGGCCGAGGAGUACCAGAAGCAACAAUCCUAGAUCCUGCGAAGAACAAAACCUCCAUCCCAGUAAAGCUACAUCAAAUAUCACCCGGCAUUUGGCGUUGCGAUUACGUUACCCCUUUUAUUGGUUUACAUUCCAUUAACGUUUUAUUCGCUGGAAAACCCAUUCCAAACAGCCCCUUCGAAGUGAUAGCCGCCCUCGGUGCUUCUUCGAGUAAACUCAAAACCAGCGGUCGAGGUUUACACAAAAACGGCAUUAAAGUCAACGAAGAAGUGGAUUUUACCUUGAAAGGGAAUACCAUUCGUGAAGGUUCCCUUGACGUGCAAAUAAUAGGCCCAAGUGGGAUAUCGCAGAGUUAUAGUUUGAAGAAAAUUGAUGACAAUGUCUACCGCGUGAUUUACCAGCCGCGUAAACAGGGAAAGUAUGUGGUUAUUAUUAAACAAGGCGGUGUGGAGAUCAGUAAUUCGCCUUUCGAAGUUAAUGUGGAAUCCACCAGUAAAGAAACCCUGAUUUCUGCACACGGUCAAGGUUUGAAUGGCGGCGUGGUAAAUUUUCCUGCUCAAUUUACUGUCGAAACUAAUGGGGAAACUGGAGAUUUAGGCUUCAGGAUCGAAGGACCUUCACAAGCCCGCAUCGAAUGCCACGAUAACGGUGAUGGAUCCGCUACUAUUAGGUAUUACCCGACGGCUCCGGGCGAAUACAUUAUCCACAUUUUGUGCGACUGUGUAGACAUUCCUGGGAGUCCUUUCGCCGCGAAAAUUGUACCCUAUUACGAAUACUUCCGCGAUCAAAUAGAAGUUUGCGAGGCUGCGAUUCAAGAUAACAAUGCAGAAGUUAAUAAUAAUACUGCCAAGUUUACAGUCGAAACUGAUGGGCCGGGAUUAGCCCCUAUAGAUAUUAAAGUUUGUAAUUCUUUUACGGAUAAUUUGCAAAUACACUGGGAAGAAAGGGGUAAUGCUGAUGGUAAUUAUAGUCCGAUAUUGACGGAUACAGUUCAUGUUAAUUACAAUGGAACCUCUGUCAAGCAUUCUAUCCAUGAAUUACAUGACAAUUCUAAAAUACGUUGUUUUGGACCAGGAAUUCAAAGCGGAGUCAAAUCGAAUAUAAGCAAUACUUUUUAUAUAGACGCAAGGAAAGCCAGUAUAGGGGAGUUAAACUUACGUUUAACGAACGAAGAUACUUUCGAGCAAAUACCUCUAAAAUUAGUCGAUACUGAUGAUCGAUUUUUUACUGUGGAAUAUCUAACUCCUCAUUCUGGAAUUCAUAAAUUAUCUCUUCACCUAGACGGUGAAGAAAUCCCCAUAAGAUUUAACGUAGAAUCUCAGGACGUCAUACAGAAUGUCAAAGUAGAUGGACUUCAGGCCAGUGUGUUUAUGGACGCCCCGACGGACUUCCUUGUGGAUACGAGGCAAGUCCAGAAGAUCGUCGAUAUCAGCAGAGUAACCUGCGUCAUAACGAGUCCAUCCGGUACUCUAGAGGAGCAUCUAAUAACGGCCCUUCCCGAUGGAACGUUCAAAGUCAGCUACACGCCGUUCGAAGAAGGCAGGCAUAAAAUUCACAUUUACUACGACAACUACGACAUAUCGGGAUCCCCUUUCAUCGUGAACGUUAGGAAAGUUUACGAUGCCCAAAAAUGCUACGCCUUCGGACAGGGACUCCAGAAAGGUUCGAUAAACAAAGUGAACACGUUCACAGUGGCUACCAAAGAAGCCGGAACGGGUGGGCUUUCCCUCGAAAUAGAAGGUCCAUCUGAAUCAAGAAUAAUAUGUAAAGAUAACAACGACGGUACUUGCGUGAUAGAGUACACACCUACGGAACCUGGUGAAUACACUCUUUCGAUUAAAUUCAAAGACAUGGACAUCCCCGGCUCGCCGUUUAAAGUACUAAUAGAGCCGGAAUUGAACGGUCACGUUCGUAAUGCAGAAGACAGUUCAAGUUCGCCGAAACAUUCGUUCAAGCACCAAUCGAAAGCGAAAUCUGACGUUAUUCUAUCGGACAAGCAAAACUCGAAAACCAACAUUCCUAAAUUGUCUCACAAACGCGCCGAGGACAAUUCGAAGCCUCGCUGCAAUCUGAACAACAAACUCCGCGAAAACUACAACAAAGACGAUAAGCAGAGAGUGAACAAUUACAAGCGAUCGUCAGAAAUUAGCGCGGAGAAGAAUUUGACGGGGCAAAACGAGCAGAAAAAAACCGGUGACAAACGGACGGCUCCUGCGACAGAUACUGCGAGCCCGACGGACAUCGAAGGGGACGCCAAGGAAACGCCUAUUCCGACGGGUCGUCCGGAUAAAUGCAGGAAGAAAUCCGACGAACAGGAAUUUACGACAUGUAAAACAUAUCAAACUGUUACUUCCGAAGAGGAAGAAGAAUCGAGUAAAUCAAAAUAUCACCCACAAGCCGAUGAAAAAGUAACCAAACAGUUAUUUCGAACAAUUCAAUUGCGCAAUCUCCCGCUUCAUUGUAACGAGGGUGAUAUUUCCGCGACAAUAAAAAUGCCCAACGGAAAAAUCGACAAGCCGAUAAUCGAAGAUAACUGCGAUGGAACGGUUACCGUUAAAUACGAUCCACGCGAAGAAGGUGUUCACGAGCUCUCCGUGAAAUACAAUGGGGAGCACAUUCAGGGGUCCCCUUAUAAGAUACACGUGGAUUCCAUCAGUUCCGGAUACGUAACCGCUUACGGUCCGGGACUGACGCACGGAGUAUCCGGGGAGCCCAGCAAUUUCACCAUAUCCACCAAAGGGGUGGGAUCAGGAGGUUUGUCAAUGGCAGUUGAAGGACCAAGUAAAGCUGAAAUUAGUUGCCUUGACAACAAAGAUGGAACUGUUUCCGUCUCCUAUCUGCCUACUGCUCCGGGUGAAUACAAAAUUUCUGUUAGAUUCGGAGACAAACACAUUAAAGGUUCACCGUUCAACGCGAAAAUAACGGGCGAAGGCAGGAAGCGCAACCAAAUCUCGGUGGGUUCCUGCAGCGAGGUAUCCCUGCCGGGUAAAAUAUCCGACGCCGACAUACGUUCGCUGAACGCUUCCAUCCAGGCGCCGAGCGGCUUGGAGGAGCCCUGCUUCCUGAAGCGACUGCCCACCGGCAACAUCGGCAUCUCGUUCACGCCGAGGGAGAUCGGCGAGCACGUAGUCAGCGUCAAGAAAAUGGGAACGCACAUCACGAACUCGCCUUUCAAAAUUAACGUGUGCGAACGCGAGGUGGGCGACGCCAAGAAGGUCAAAGUGGCCGGGGCGGCGCUCAAAGAGGGCAAGACGCACGUCAACAAUACGUUUAACGUCGAUACGAGAAACGCCGGUUUCGGUGGUUUGUCCUUGUCCAUUGAGGGUCCCAGCAAAGCGGAUAUACAAUACAACGACAACUCCGAUGGGACCUUGGAUGUGUCUUACAAACCAUCAGAACCCGGAUAUUACAUCGUUAAUCUUAAGUUUGCUGAUCACCAUAUUGAUGGAUCACCGUUUACUGUUAAAGUAAUUGGUGAAGGUACUAACAGGCAACGAGAAAAAAUACAAAAACAAAGAGACGCCGUUCCCGUCACGGAAGUUGGCAGUCAAUGUAAACUCACGUUUAAAAUGCCAGGAAUUACGUCGUUUGAUCUCAGCGCUUCGGUGACAUCUCCCGGAGGCGUAACGGAAGACGCGGAAAUUAAAGAAGUUAAAGAUGGACUAUACGCGGUGAAUUUCGUGCCUAAGGAACUGGGAGUCCACACGGUUUCUGUUAGAUACAAGGACAUUCAUAUUCCUGGCUCACCAUUCCAGUUCACAGUCGGGCCAUACAAGGACCACGGAGCCCACUUGGUCAAAGCCGGUGGGGCCGGUUUGGAGCGGGGCGAACAAGGAGAACUUAACGAAUUCAACGUUUGGACCAGAGAGGCUGGUAGCGGGGAACUGGCCAUAUCGGUGGAGGGACCCAGCAAAGCUGAAAUUAUAUUUACGGAUCGCAAGGAUGGGUCUUGCGAUGUUUCGUACAAAGUUUCCGAACCAGGUGAAUACCGAAUAGGUUUGAAAUUCAACGAUCAGCACGUUCCGGACUCCCCGUUUAAAGUGUACAUAUCACCGGCCGUCGGCGAUGCCCACCUCCUAGAGGUAGUCCAAUUUCCCGAAGGAUUCAUCCAGGCUGACAAGCCAUCCUUCUUCAUUGUAAAAAGAAACGGAGCCAAAGGAGAUUUAGACGCUAAAAUCAUCGGUCCGUCGAGCCACGAGGACGAUUGCUUCGUGCAAAUCAUCGACAUGGAGGAGUAUUCGGUUCGGUUUAUGCCCCACGAAAAUGGGGUGCACAAAAUCCACGUGAAAUUCAACGGGGUCCACAUACCGGGAUCGCCCUUUAGUGUUAAAGUCGGAAAGGACACGGCCGAUCCGGCCGCUGUACAUGCCAGCGGAAAGGGCCUUCAGGAUAUCAAAACCGGAGAGAAAACUGAUUUUAUAGUUGACACUACCAACGCCGGUACGGGAACUUUGGCCGUUAAUAUUGAUGGACCGAGUAAAGUUUCGAUGGACUGUACCGAAGUUGAAGAAGGUUAUAAAGUUCGGUAUACGCCGCUAGCGCCGGGAGACUAUUACAUUAGUAUAAAAUACAAUAACCACCACAUCGUCGGAUCGCCCUUCAAAGUGAUAAGUAAAGGUGAUAAAAAAGUAGCGGACAUCGGCGGCCAGGAAUCCUCCUCGGUAGUCGUAGAAACGGUAGCGAAAGUAGGCAGUGCUAAUAACAACAACAAAGGUCCAACGAUGCCGACGUUUAAGAGCAACGCUUCCAAAGUGCUAUCGAAGGGCAUGGGCUUGAAGAAGGCGUAUAUCGGAAAGCAGAAUCAAUUCACCAUAUCCGCAAACACUGCAGGUGAAAAUAUCCUCUUUGUCGGUAUACACGGACCCAAAGGACCCUGCGAGGAGGUUUUCAUAAAACAUCAAGGCCAUAAUCAAUAUGCUGUUAAUUACAUUAUUCGGGAUAGAGGUACGUACUUAAUUGUGGCGAAAUGGGGUGACGAUCACAUUCCCGGUUCCCCUUUCAAAGUGGAAGUCUAA